Phragmites australis (common reed) is the source of this 932-nucleotide messenger RNA. RefSeq names its product glyoxylase I 4-like. Bases 9 to 656 code for a protein of 215 amino acids. The record is from RefSeq and is a predicted model, not a curated record. The transcript is spliced from 4 exons. Lineage: Eukaryota; Viridiplantae; Streptophyta; Magnoliopsida; Poales; Poaceae.
AUUCGAAGAUGGUUGCCACGACGGGAGCGGAGCCAGCGCAGAGCGGCGGCGGGCUGCCCCUGGCAUCGCUGAACCACAUCUCCGUGAUGUGCCGGUCGCUCCAGAGCUCCCUAAACUUCUACCGCGACGUCCUCGGCUUCAUCCCCGUCCGCCGCCCGGGCUCCUUCGAUUUCGACGGCGCAUGGCUGUUCAACUACGGCAUCGGCAUCCAUCUGCUGCAGGCGGAGGACCUGGAGAGCAUGCCCCCUACGAAGACGGAGAUCAACCCCAAGGACAACCACAUCUCCUUCCAGACUUGCGAGAGCAUGGAGGCGGUGCAGCGGCGGCUCAAGGAGCUUGGGGUCCGGUACGUGCAGCGGCGCGUGGAGGAGGGCGGCAUCUACGUCGACCAGCUCUUCUUCCACGACCCCGACGGCUUCAUGAUCGAGGUCUGCACCUGCGACAACCUUCCCAUCGUCCCCCUCGUGCCGGAGGGCCACGCCAUCCUCGGCCUGCAGCCGCCGGCGCCAGCCUGCAAGAGGGCCGUGAAACCGCUGCCGCCGCCGCCUCCUGCUCCGGCGGCCGUGCCGGUGCAGUCGCCGGCGAUGGCCAGCGGCGGCAGCAGCUGUAUUGGCGAGGUCGAGGCGAGCAUCCCAGCUUGCGCGAUGCAGGUCUGAUUCCCCAAGGCGAUGAAGAUCGAUCGGAACACCAGCAUUUUGAAGAUCCAAUGAAGAAUUUUGUUGCCAGCUUGCUUCCUUCAUCAGUGAAAAAUAAUGUAUGUAGCGGUUUUCUCGUCCACCAUUCAAGUUGAUUUUGUUCGAUGUUGAGUGAUCCGACGAACCGUUGCAGCUGCAGCUAGUGGUCAUCUGUUAUGGUCAUCGCUUGCACAUUGAGAAGAUCGAUCCAUUGAUCAGUCUACCAAUGGUGCAACUAGCUGCACCAUAUAUAAUCAC